GCCUCCCCUGCCCAUCGAUGCUCUCGGAACUCGCAGCCGCAGCGGUUUCGUGGCGACGGGGAAGCCGAGGCCAGAGCGCAGCGGAGCGCGGCAGGUUGAAGCUGCAACACAGAUUGAACAAAAUGAAGGGUGAACCCCAGUGGGAAGCCAGUCUGCAGUGAGAAGGAAAGGCCCAUGAAUCAGCUUGCAAAGACCUUUACCACCCACUCACGUGCAACAAGGUAUUGACACGGCACAUUGUACCAUCCAUGUCUAUUUCACUGGGAUUUUCUCAGCCUUACCUCCAGCCAAACUGUAACAUUUGCUGCUUUUCCAUUGGAGAGUCAUGAUUAUUACUAGAGAACACAUCUUUGGGAAUUGGAAAACCAGAGAUAACUUAAUCGAUGUGCUUCAGAUACGCUGCACCGACCAGACCCAGUGGGGAUCUGUUGCUUGGUGCUUUUUAAUGAAGUGACUCAUGCGCACGCCUAUCAAUAAAUCCAUUUUAAAGGGUAAAGAAACCAGGCACAAGCAGUGAAAUGGGCGCAAGUCUGGACUACGUUGAACUCCUAGAUCUCUGUUGUUUCACCGUUUAAUUAAAAUCUCUCUAAGGGGUCUGGAUUUUCCUGAGCCAGCCAUUAGCCUUUAGGCCUCCGUUUCAGGUUGUUGAGGCUCUCUCUCCAUGGACUCCAGUACCAAAUGGGGUGUGUGCACAAUAAGCCUUUGCAAAAUGACAGGGCAUCAUCAAUGUACAAUCGGUCCUUCAGAAGUCCUAAUUUAUUACACUGAGAGUAAGCACAAGUCUUCUAUGGUGCUGUAACAUACAGACGAGCCUGUGUCAGAAGUGUUGUACAGCAUGUUAUGCAUGCUGACCUAUAUGUCAUGAACCCCAAUAGUGCCACAGCUAAAGGAGAUUGCCUUUUAUCUCAGAGCAGUAGGAGCAGCAUUGUACCCUGGCUUAUACCUGUGAAGCCCCGAUUAAGCCAACGAAUCCACUACAGCGCUUGAGAGCUGGUACGAAACACGUUUAGUCUCCAGUGUCAUUCCAGAGUGAAUGACAGGCAGAGUAAUGAAUGGACGGGUGCCACUAGCUGAAAAAGCCUUAUCUGAGAGCUAUGCCAGGCUUCGUUACAGGGACACUUCGUUGCUCAUCUGGCAGCAGCAGCAGCAGAAGUUGGAGACUGUCCCACCUGGUACAUACUUGAGUAGAAGCCGGAGUAUGUGGUACUCGCAGUAUGGUAACGAGGCCAUCCUGGUACGGGACAAAAACAAACUGGAUGUCUCCAGAGACACUGGGCAAUCAAAGUUUUGCAUGAUUAUGUAAUUUUAAAGGCUUCAUGUCAGAGAUCUGUACAUGGCAAACAAAUACAUGAAAGAACCUGUGCUAGGCCUCAGGCAAGUUCUAACCAACAUUUUCAUUCAAAAGCCACCAUUAAUAUUAAUGGCAGGUUUGGUUACAUUGUUUCCCAUCACUGCUGACUAUCAGAUAAUUGGGAUCAACCUACCAAGGUUCAGUGUGGUAUGAAGAGAUGAAGACUGGGGACACCUUACUAGAGGAAAAGGCCAAAAUGUUAAAUCAAGGGAUCAGGCUAAAAAAGAAAAAGACAUACUGCCUUCCUUGUGUGUCUAACUGCUUUAUGCCUGACCUACCCUCUGAUUGGGUACCAGUGUAACUGUUUCAGUUAUGGGUGUGAUUUUGUUACUGAAAUCAUUGUAUCAGUAUAGUCCCUAGUGUGAAUACACAUUGGUAUAAACCUGUCUUACACCUGUGUAGCUUAUUCCCCUUCCCUUACAAGAAUAGCUAUUCUGGCAUAAGCAAGUUUAUACCAAUAUAAUAGCAUCAGAGGCCGGGGCGGUUUACCAUUUUAACUGUACCACUAUCAUUAGGCUGUACAACUUUUGCUGUGGACUGGCCCUUAGAAGAUUAUUAAAACUGAAAGGAUGUUUGAAGUUUACAUUUAUUUUCACUGUUUAUGCCACUGAUUUAUGUUACGUAUUUCACUGAGACUGAAUGAUGAAAAUAGGCUAGUCAGUUUCACUUGCCAGUCCUUAUACACUAGCAAAAUUCUGCAAUGGCGGCCUUGCAAAUGCAUCUCGGCAAUGUUGGAGUCCAAACUGUUUUCAUUUGAUCAUUCUUCAGAAUGUUUCUAGUGAGAUUGGUCUGCAAAAAUACACAGAACCUUCAUUUUGGACUUUUCCUGUCCCCUUUUCAUAUUUUCCCUAUAAAUGGUCUCUUACAAUCUCAAUUCAUGAUCUGGCAGUUGAGUUGAAUAAUUUACAGUAUUAAGCAGAAUAGGGAAAGGAUGUACUGAGUGAAGUUACAUUUGGGCCUUAGAAGGGUCUGGGUAAGAGAGGUGUAUAAAGGCAGUUGCUUCUCUCUGAUAUUACAGUUCAGUAUCAUGGAGGUACCAAUUUGAAGGCAUCAUUCUGUGAAGUCAGUAGGACGACUCAUAUGAAUAAUACUCUGCUUAAGUAACAAUUGCACGAGUCACAUAAUAGUUCAAAAGCAUAUCACCAGAAUGAUGACUGAAUCAUCAGAUAGGCAAGGAGAGAUUUAGGAGAGUAAUAAUGAAGAAAGCUUCUGUUAACAAACACACACAUCGCUUGGUAAGGGUUGAAAGGAAAGAAAUGUCUGAAAGAAAACAAGAGUGCUACAGCCAUAGGUCAACGGCAAAAGGGAUUUUCUUGUUCAAGCGUUCUGUCUAGUUAAACCUUAAUGCAUGUAACAGUUAUGCAUUUAGCCUUCGUAAUGUGUCUCACUCUAUUUAUGCAGUUCCUAUUUCAAACAAAAAUAAUGGGAGUGUCCAUUAUACAUAAAGCUAGGAAGGAUUUUUUAUUUAAGUUUUGACAAACAACGUCUUGUAUUUAAUUGUAGUUGAUAUCAGUAUUUAAAAAAUUGUGUCCAGAAAUUAUUUUUUUCCGUUGUCAAAGUCUAAAGGAUUUUUAAAAAAACCAGACUUCUACAUCUGGAAAUGAACACUGGUGUCUGGCUCCCAGUUGUGUCUGCCAUCGCUACCCUAUUGUGUAUAUUAGGGCUUGAUCUAGCAGGGCAGGCUCAAGCCCUUAGAAAUCAUGGGAAUUACAUGGCUCAUCCAGCACAUGCUUAAACUCAAGCAUGUGCACAGUCCCGUUGACUUCGGUGGCACUAAUCACGUGCCUACAGUUAAAAUGCCUUAAGUAUUUUGCUGGAUCAGACCCCUAGACCCCAAUUCAGCCAGGUACUUAUUGCGGCCGUGGCCCUGAUCCAACAAAGCACUCGGGCACCUGCUUAACUCACUUCAGUUGGGCUACCCAUCUGCCUAAAGCUAAGCAUGUUGCAGAAUUGGGCCCAUUCUCCUGUACUUCUCAGUAGUCAUUAGGCUUAUUCCAAGAAGUUUUAUUUUUAAAACUUUUUAAGCACCUUAAAGUUUCUUAAUAUACAGAAAAAUUCGGUAUCCAGCCUUCUCCCAAGCUAACAAUAACACAUCCAUUCUACUGUGGAUGAACUAGUUUUUCUGCACUCAGCACUUACUGUUAGCAAGUGCAUUCGCUAGAUCAGAGUUAGCCCUGAUUUGUUUAGCUGUUACUAUUUAUGCACGUAUCCAUGAUUACUACAAACUACUGUAUGUUCAGAAAGUUUAACUUGGGCCCAUAUCCUGCAAACACUUAUGCAUAGGCUUUAUUUUGCACACAUGACCUUGGUCUCCUCGGGACUAUUUGGGUGGGUAAAGUUAAGCAUGUCUACAGGCACAGGCCUUACUUGGCACUAAGGGGAUGUUGUAUUGCUUGCUUUUCUGAACAUCCCUCCAAAUGUGAUUGUAUCUUUUCUCAUCACUUAGUAUUAAUGUAUUCUCAGUAGUCUUGGCAGAUUUGGUGGCAUGACUCGUAUGAACCGAGUUUCUGUAAUUAGUUAUGCAGUGUUGGUGCAGUUAUUGUAAAUGCAUUUGUUGUCUAUUGAUGUCAAUUAAAAUGGUUUGAAUGUGU
Molecule: messenger RNA, 3942 nt
Organism: Mauremys reevesii (Reeves's turtle)
Lineage: Eukaryota; Metazoa; Chordata; Testudines; Geoemydidae
Gene: BRD3OS
Product: BRD3 opposite strand
Exons: 2
Coding region: 1034-1303 (89 amino acids)
Source: RefSeq, a predicted model, not a curated record